Paramisgurnus dabryanus is the source of this 1433-nucleotide messenger RNA. RefSeq lists its product as uncharacterized. NCBI's taxonomy places the organism in Eukaryota, Metazoa, Chordata, Actinopteri, Cypriniformes, Cobitidae. The record is from RefSeq and is a predicted model, not a curated record.
UGGAACCCGCGGACAAUCCCACUUACAACCCAUAUUUCAUGACCGUGUUGUCCCUAUGUAGUACCCACAUAAAACUAAAAUCUGGGCCCAAUAUGGGUGUUGUGCAUAUUGCCCAGGUGGGGCCCACCUAGUGGCAAGUGCAGUCCUGCAUGAAAUCCAUGUGGGCAAUUAGCAUGAGGCCAUUAUGGAACCCGCGGACAAUCCUAUAUAGGGCCCAUUUUUCAGCCCAAUUCAUACCCAUAUGGGCCCUAUAUACAAAUGUUGGCUGGGUAACUGUCUCUUUUUUUUAGGAUUGAUUAUUGUUCCAGUGUUGCCAGUGUUCGCUGGUUCGUUUUUUUUACAAGGGUGUUGGACUAACACAAAAAGGCGCAGGUUUUUCUAUCUAGAAAAAGUGAUAUGGAUACUGAUGUGUUUGUUGAGUGUGUGGAUGGUUUACUCUUACAUUGAAUUCCUGAGAAAUAAAGAAGGUUAUGUAGGACUGGUUUGUAUGGCUGGAUUUCUUCAAGCGUUGUGGGUGAACAUAUUUUCUGAAGUCCCAGUCAAUUAUCCAACAUUUUGGAACAAAAAUGUUUUGUUCUUGUUUGGAUCAGUCGGUCUUGUUCUCGUGAACUCUGUGGCACUGAUGACAGACUUGAUAUUUAAAGCUGUUAACGGUAAACGUCUGGUUGAAGAUCAGAGAAUGGUUGUCUUCCCCUCUGAAUGUCUCUUUACCGUACCACUUCUGAUUUUACCCAUUUUUACACCCUACAAAACCUUGCAGGCAAAGCAGAACACAUGUCCAGUACUAGGGACAGCUGUCACAUCAGAAUCUCAAGCGGAAUCUCUGAACUCAGCGGAUUUUGCUGAAAAGUGGACCCCUUUUAACCAGAACUAGGCACAGGAAGAUCUUUAGAAAUGGAUGUUGUAAAAGUGCCUUUGCGCAGGAAUGAGGAAAAGUAGGAUAUCACCUGACCUGACCUGACCGUAGGUCUCUCAGCAUAAUCUGUAUUAACUGAAUUUCGUAACACUGCCUAUGAAGGCUGUCCAAAAAAUUUUUCUCCCGGAGCUGCCUUCGUGCCACCGAAGUUAUAGAUGGAUCCUUUUCCGCCUUGGCUAUCUCAAGAUUCAAUGUGCGCCUGUGACGUCUGGGUAUUUUAAAAUAAACAUUCAGAACUGUAGUUAAAUCAAAGUGUAUAUUUUGCCAAACUAAAGGCCCAUGUAUGCCCUUGUGAAAAAAGUUCACUUUGAUAUAUUUUUAUAAAGUGCACUUAUCACACAAAACGUAUACUUUAUCCAGAAAUUUCUCCAGCAAAACUGGGACUUCUUAUGCUCACAGUUUAAAUGCAAGUGCUAUACACUCAGACUAUACUAAAACAACAUAGUCAAAUAUAACAGAAAAUUCCCAAUUUAAUCUGGCCUCUGAAAUUAAUUUGCAAAAAUAAAAUGAUAAUGCU